GUCAGUUGUCAGGAAAAAUGAUCUAAAUAUAAACAAAUAAUAUUUCUGUUAUCUGCUUAUUUGGUUUGGGUUGAGAGCAAAGCUUGGUUAUUUCAAUCAACAGCGGCAAUUACUACAUUACAUGCAUCAUACUUCAUAAUUCGUAAAUCUGCUGAUUAAUAUCUAUUAAAAUAUUUUCAAUCUAUCGCGAGAAAAAAAUUGAACAAAAUACAUACACAAGUACAUACUUAAACGACGGUUUGGCAAACUCGAAAAUGAUCAAACCGCCCAAAAGUGUAUCAACAGUUUCCCGCAGCAAAGUGACGUCUGAAAAGCCGGAACCAAAGUUGAAAUAUAGAGGCCUUCUGAAAGAGGGACAUAACCUAGACCCUGCUGGCCUCGUAUCAAGCACGCCAAUAUGCAGCAAGGAGAAGGUGCCACUCACUUUGCCAUCUGGCUACUGUCUAUCUCCAAUUAAAAAAAUCCAUCCAGUUCAAAAUCCCCUCCCAAGUGAUGAUGACGAUGACGACAAUGUUAUAUUUAAAAAUAUAAGGACCCAAAAAUCAUUUUUAUCUAAAUCCAGGAAAACAUACAUUGACAAAAGUCCUGAUUUUGAUGAGGAUUCUUCAGGUGCGGUUGAACGUGGAAGAGUGUCGAAAAAUAAAAGUCAUGAACACAAUCCAGGAAUUUUAAAUAAAUCACUGAAGAGAAAAAAUGCUUUGUCUCCGCUGUCAGCAAAGAAGAGGUCGAAAAUUGAAGAUAAGCCAAUGACUGUCAACAAAGAACAGGGUCCAGCUCCAGAAAUUCUUCCUUCUAAAUUGAGUGAGAAAAUUUGCGGAACCCCAAUCAAGCAGUCACAUGUGAAGAAGAACCAGUCAGGAAAGAAAAUCAAGUCGAGUGAAGCAACAAAAACCAGCCCAAAAAAGCCCUUAGUUGAUUCAAACAGCCCCAAAGAGGCGACUACAUUCAGAAAACCACCUCCAAAACAGUCAGAUAAUAAUAUGAAAGCUUCUAAAGAAAAUUCUGACUCUAAUGGAAAUUCAUCUGAUGAGGAAGAGAUGCCAACAAUGUCCUCAAAAUCAGAAAGAAGCCUGCCAAAAAAGAGGAAACUUUCUCAGCCUGACUCCAGUAUUAGUUCUCUUCAUGAUGAUUUCGCCAUGAUGAAAGAGAAUCCUAAACCCAGCAGAAGUGGAAACAGAACAACGAUGAAAACUCUGCUACACGCUAGCAAAAGGAAGGAAGCAAAAGGCACUCUACAGGUGGCAAGAAGGUCGUGUCGCACAAGGAUGGCCCCCAUUAAUUACUGGGAGCAACGACUGAAUUACGUUUACGUCAACGGCAUUUCCACGCUAGAUGUGCAAAACCCAGUGAAAAGCCAACCGAAGGCGCCCAGCCAAAAUCCAAUUAUGAAGGACACAAAAAUUCCCAUUCGCAAAUCAAUCGCCCUGACAAGUAAACCAAAUUCUACUGGAUCUCGGAAAGCGAGUCCAAAAAAGAUCAGCUCGGUGAAGAAACCAGAGCCUUCAGCAAAAACGGUGGAUCCUGGACCAAAUGGGGAAAGCGGUGAAACUACAAAGAUUCCAUCCAUACUCACGGAUUUGGCAACCUUAGAAACUGAGCUGCAAGACUUGUCUGCAAAAUUGUACCAUCAACAUGAAAACAUUUCAUGCGAGGGUGUAUUCCGCCUUAAACCUGGCAAGCGAAGAGGGAGGUACACAUGCUCUUCAAAAACGCUGUUUUCCGUGCUGCGAGGGUUAGUGAAAUUAUUUGUAGACGAUGUUGAGCAGAUUGAUAGCAGGGCUAAUGUAAAAGCUGGUCAAACGAUUGAGAUUGUUAACUGCGGGAACAAAGAAGAUUGCAUUGUCUACUUUGCUGAAAUUUACAGAGGUGGUUAAACUAAUCCAGUGAAGUUUUUGCUGGUAUUAUCAGCUAGAAAUUUACCAUGACAAAUCGGUAGAGAGCCGUGGAGAGAUUGAAGUUUACGUUGUACACAUUGCAGAUAAUAAGAAAGGCAGUAAAAUUAA
Cloeon dipterum is the source of this 2003-nucleotide messenger RNA. RefSeq lists its product as uncharacterized. Bases 255 to 1874 code for a protein of 539 amino acids. NCBI's taxonomy places the organism in Eukaryota, Metazoa, Arthropoda, Insecta, Ephemeroptera, Baetidae. The record is from RefSeq and is a predicted model, not a curated record. The transcript is spliced from 12 exons.